Molecule: messenger RNA, 552 nt
Organism: Drepanopeziza brunnea f. sp. 'multigermtubi' MB_m1
Lineage: Eukaryota; Fungi; Ascomycota; Leotiomycetes; Helotiales; Drepanopezizaceae
Source: RefSeq, a predicted model, not a curated record
AUGUCCUCCUACGAAGACGACGGCCCUUCCCCCCUUACGAGAAUCGCUCAAUUGGAGUCUCUCGUAGAGCAAUUACGAAUGGCCCUUUCGCCAGCGCAAUGCGUUCUCUUUUCGGAUCCCGAUAAGUUCAAUAAUACGGUCCCUUUUUUCAACGCUUCAGCUCAAGACUUCGGAAGUUCGGAACUACAAUAUCGGUAUUCACGGCCCAGCUCCUUAUCGGCGGUAAAGCUUUUGGCGGACCCACUACUCAACUCAAUUACGUUUACGUACGCGCACGUCAUUCAGCAGCCUGAACGCUUUUCCGGCUCUCUCGGCCUUCCUAGCUUUUCGACAACAACUAUGGCCGAUCGAGCAACUGAACCUCUAGGUAGAGAGUCUAGCCGACAAAGAGCAAUAAGCUUUUCGAAAGGACUAGACGAUAAGAUAUCGAGCAUCUCAUUUGACUUAAACGAGCUCUUAUACGCAAAGCCCGACAAUAAGAUUACGGCUCGAGCAAUAAUGAAAGACUUUUUGAAUGCGAAGUGUAAAAGGCUAAAGGAUUACGACUUAUAA